Pomacea canaliculata is the source of this 1524-nucleotide messenger RNA. Its product is annotated as sorbitol dehydrogenase-like. Gene Ontology annotation, biological process: D-sorbitol catabolic process. NCBI's taxonomy places the organism in Eukaryota, Metazoa, Mollusca, Gastropoda, Architaenioglossa, Ampullariidae. The coding region runs from base 322 to 1374 and encodes 350 amino acids. The transcript is spliced from 10 exons. The record is from RefSeq and is a predicted model, not a curated record. Gene Ontology annotation, molecular function: L-iditol 2-dehydrogenase (NAD+) activity; zinc ion binding.
AAAGCGAGGAGCAUAAGGUCCAGUAAAUAAACAACUCAGAGCGAAGCCAGGCGUCGAUCAGAUAUCGUCUGACUCACUACAAGUCGACUGUAGUUUGUGGUCAAAAACAGGGACACAGCUGCUUGACCUGCUUUCCGCCAUUUUCUGAUAAUUGUCCUGGGACUGAUAAUGCAGUGCUUUGAGUUUUAGUUGUCUUCUUGUAAUCUCUCGACUCCAGCUCAUUGUUACAACUGCCUGACGCCGGACAGGGGCUGAGGACCUGACGUGGCCAGAGCUGUCUCUCUAAAACAAAACAAAAUAACUUCACACGCGGGUCUGAAAAUGACGGCCACCAAUCUCUCUGCGGUUCUCUUCAAGAAAGGAGACAUGCGUUUGGUGGAACGACCAAUACCUGAACCAAAAGCUGGAGAGGUCUUGCUUAGCAUGCGCAAGAUAGGCAUCUGCGGAUCUGAUGUGAAGUACCUGUACGAAGGUGCCAUUGGCUCCUUCAUCGUCCGGGAACCGAUGUUGCUGGGUCACGAGUGCAGCGGGGUCGUCGUUAAGCUGGGGGAGGGGGUCACCAAUCUGAAAGUGGGUGAUCGGGUUGCCAUAGAGCCAGGAGUUCCAUGUCGACGGUGUGAGCUGUGUAAAGGAGGGCGCUACAACCUGUGUCCCGAUGUCUUCUUUCUGGCCACCCCUCCCGACAGCGGGGCGCUCGCUCGUUACCAUGUCCACGCCGCCGACUUCUGCUUCAAGUUGCCUGACAAUGUCAGCUUCGAGGAAGGGGCACUGAUCGAGCCGCUGUCCGUAGGACUUCACGCAUGCGCACGCGCGAAUGUUGGCCUCGGAAAACGUGUGCUGGUCUGUGGCUCAGGGCCUAUUGGCCUCAGUGCCGUGUUGUCUGCCAAAGCCAUGGGUGCCGCAGAGAUCAUCGUGACAGAUAUCGACGACGGUCGCCUGGAGUUUGCCCGCAAAAUGGGAGCGACUAAAACCCUCAAAGUCACCUCCUCCGACCCUAUAGUUGUGGCUCAGCAGGUGCGCGAUACCCUGGGUGGCAUGCCGGACUGUGCCGUGGAGGCCAGCGGCGCCCAGUUCUCGGUCCAGAUGGGCAUUCGGGCCUUGAAGCCAGGAAGUGCUUUUGCAGUUGUGGGCCAUGGGCCUAACGACAUCGAAAUCCCCAUCGUCCAGGCCAUCGCUCGAGAAAUUGAUGUUCGUGGCAGCUUCAGAUACAUGAACACAUGGCCAACUGCAGUGGCCAUGUUAGCUUCUGGCAAAAUUGAUGUGAAGCCUAUGAUAACACACAACUUCACACUGGAGGAAACCCUCAAGGCUUUUGAGAUGGCCAAGUCAGGGGCAGGGGUCAAAGUCAUCAUUGAUUGUGAGAAGAAAGAGUGAACGAAGGGCAGCUGCAUUCCUGCUUAUGUAGUGGAACAGUCUGGUGGUUUUCAUUAUUUCUUACACGAUUCAUUUGUUGCAGAAAUACCGAGUUAUCCCCAAAAGUACAGAUGAUUUAGAAUUUGUCAAAAUAAAAAAUACAUCAAUGUC